Messenger RNA from Lymnaea stagnalis (great pond snail), 26672 nucleotides. Lineage: Eukaryota; Metazoa; Mollusca; Gastropoda; Lymnaeidae. The record is from the annotation of a GenBank genome assembly.
UGGUAAAAUGAAUAGAAAACGGUCGCCAUUGUUGACUGAGGUGAAUUUCUUUGUUGAUAAAUGAAGGAAACAAAAAAAACGCUUUUUAUUUGUCAUUAGCCUUUUCUAAAUUUUCUCCACCUUCUGCGAAUUAUCAUGAGCUUUAAGUCAAAAGGUAAUCAGAUUUUUGUAAAAUAAGGAUUAUCCUUUUGGUAAUGACCUAUUAAGUUAACAAUAGACGUCGAAAAGGCUGGCUACACUGGUUGAGAUUUGAGAUUGAGAAACUUCAAUCGAUUCAGUCGUUGUUAUUGAAAUGUUUGCAGUCUAUUUUUCAAAUGUCUCUUUUGGAUCUUUAUAAAUUACCAAUUCUAAGUAGGCCCCAUUCAUUAAACUAGGGGUCAUAAGGCCUGCUUACUUGAUGCAUCUCUAAUUGUACAACAAGGAAAUGUUACAUUAUUUUAAUUCCUCUCAGUCUCACCCCCACUCACAAACUCAAACUUUUGCCCUGUACUUGUACAGAAAUUUUAGAAACUGUUUCAAGUACUGAAAUUAUUAAAUAAUCUUUUUUUUGUUUUUGCAUGCAAACAAUUAUUUAGAAGUGUCCAUGUUAACUUAAGUCUGUAAAAUACAUUUAUUUUCAACUUUCUUUCUACUAGUUCCAGUACUAGUCAUAGUCUGUACACAGUACUGUACUUGUACUGUUAAUUAAGAUUAAGUAUCAAUUAUAAUCAAUUAUUAAUUUAUUCACAAUUCAAUCAAAAUCAAUGAAUGUAGAUUCCUCAGCCUUGCCUUUUUCCCAUAUUUGACAUUAGCCUAAUGUUCACAGCAAAAUAGUAAAUAUAUAAUAUAUUAUAUAUUAAAUAAAUAUGUAGAUGAUUUUUCACGCCCAAAUCAUUAUUGAUAUUGGGCUAUGUGAGCCUGUUGAUCACUGUACAUUUUCUUGAAAUCGUAACCUAAAUAUUAUAGAGUGUAAUCUAGUAACUGUUUGUAGAACCACCUACAAACACUUAUUAAUAUAACUAAGAUAGUUUCAGGUUUGCACCAGGUCUGCUAGAUGUGGUCUCCUUUCACAUUGAAUUAAAAAUGUAAGAAAAAAGUGAAGAUUGUGUAAAGUUUUGCUGCUGCACACUUUGGAAAUCAAUGGUCUAUAUUUUAAAAUUCUAUUAAUAGUUUAUAUAAUUUUGGGGGAGCUUAUUCAAAUCUGGGCCAAUCAGGUAAACAUUUUCAUGGAAUACUAAAUCCAAGAUUUUUGAGACUACUAUUUACCAAAUCUGACUUAAACUAGCUAUUUUCAUUUAAAAGUGUUUAUUACUUCACUUGGGAAGGGUGUAAAGAUGUUAGGAUGCGUGUGCAUCCUAGGGAGGAUGCGUGUGCAUCCUAGGGGAGAUUAUUCUUGAAUUUUUCUCGAACAUGUGGAUAUAAGAAUAUAAAGUUUGUGUUGAAGUAGCAAGUUUUUCGGGUGUAUAACUAUUGGGGGCUUUUUAUGUUUUUUCUUCUUCUUGGUUUUGCUGGGUGUUGAAUUCCCAAUCAACAAGCGGUUUGAAAUCGACAUAAUUCAGAACGCAAAGCAACCCAGCCACUCAUUUUAACAUGAAAGUUUAUUGACUAUCUUUGAAUUUUUAAAUAAAUUUUGGAUCUGUUAGGGUAGAAAUAGUAUUAUUUUCAGAGCCAAAUACAUUUUUAACAAAAUGGAUAUUCGGCCGAGGCGAUUUCCAGUUUUUCUCUAAGCCUAAGAGAGGGCCCACGCUUAAAAGUGUCACUAUCUGUAUAAAAAUUUUUAAAAAAGAAAGAAACUCACCAGCAUAGAGUGAAUGAGCUGUGUUUGAUGAUGGUGUAUAGAUUUAUGUAUUUGCAGUUAUCAAAUAUUGGGCACUUUUUUCAAUAAUAUCCAUUUAUUUACGAGAUACACUGUUCUUAAAAUGUUUGCUGGGAUUAUUGUGUAGCUAAAGUCACCUACUUGAUCAAAACUUCAGUAAUUUAGUUUAGCUUGACUGAACCCUCUUGAGAUGGAGCCUUUUUGGACUGUCUGUGGCAAAAUGACAGAGCCCUUCACUUAUUUUGCAAAAUAUUUUAUGAAAAAUAAACUAAUUACUUUACAAAUUUAAAACUAUGUAUACAUUGGGAAUUGAAUAAACUCAUACUGUCUUUAUGAAUCUAACUGAAAUCUCAACAUUUUUGCAAAUGAGAUAGCCUGGUUUGCAUAAUCCAUGUGUGCAAUUUUUUUUUACACUUAAAUUAAAAUUGUCUUAGUUGCAGAAUUUUGUUAAAUUUUAUGAUAGUUGAAGUCUAAUAUGUCCUUGUAUUUAUUUGAAUGAUAUUCAAUGUAAAAACUGCAAAAAAUAUUCCCCUGGGGCUGUUAGGACUUUUGGCAUAUUUCAAGGUCACAUAUUUUUUAAAGGAUUUAUAGGGGUCACUAGGUAAAAAAAAAUUAUGUAAAAUGACAGAACACAGCAAAAUAUCAAUGGAAGCUGCCAUUUAAAUGUCGAGAUGAGCCAGAAAUGUGAGAAGCAAUUUGAUUAGCUGGUUGUAAGACCAGCCAGCCAAUCUCGAGGCUUUCGUCUUUUUGUCUUUUUCACUAUAACACUCUGGGCCGAUAGAUCAGCCCUGCCAUCUCUCAAGAGGGUUAAGAUUAUAAUUUUGCUCCAUAGACCUAAAUUUUAAAAGUAUAUUUAAAUUUUUUAAAUUCUGCAGGUGUUGAAGGGGAGAAUGUACUGGAUGACAUCUUGGAUGAUUGUCAUGGAGGGGAUGACUUUUCUGCUGAGAUGAGUGAAGACACUGGUAAAUGUAAACAUUUAAAAAUCCGAUAAUUUUAUAGAAAAUAUGAAAUUUUAAUUAAGACUGUGAUAUGGUACUUGGUGAUUUAAAAAAAAAAAUGCAUUUAAAAAAUAAUCUCAUACACUAUUUGUGAUGGUGAUGGACUAGGCAAAACAAACAUGAAUUUGGGACAAUGAAUGGAAAUUAAUAGAGGAAAUACACUAUUUCAACUAAUAUGUUAUGCCAGGUUGGCAUAGCGAUUAUCAUUGAGCUUACACCACAUAUCUGCCUUUAAAUUGGUAUCAAUGUUACUGGAUAUGUAUGUCUUUUGACUUAAUGAAUGCCUUGGUGCUGCAAUGUUAAUCCAAAAAUUAAAAUAAUUUUGAAACUCACUAUUUCAAUACUUCCAUAUUGCUGUAAUUUUUUAAUACUGCAGCGCUUUAAAAAAAAAUAUUAUUGGAAGAAGGAUCAAAUUAAAUAAAUUGACACCCACAUAUAUUCUAAUACAAAAGAGUGACUAUUAUUACUUGUUGAACUUUCAAACAUUUUGUGCCUUAUCUCUGAAUUUUUAAAGUUACAUGUUUUCACACUCAUGAGAUGAAUGAAGCCGAAGACAUCAGGAAUGUUAUAUUGAUUUUAGGGAUUUAUAAAAGUGUGUAUGAUACAAUCAGAUAUCUGCUGAAGGGAGUAUAUAGACCAGUAUAUUUAUAUGUUUUAUCAAUAUGAUGCUCCAUUUGUUGAUUGUUCGCACACCCACCCACCCAAUGCUUGGUACUUGACUAAUCAGAUUUUGCUUAUUGGUUUAAUAUAUGAGAUAAUCUAUCUUUCUGAGACUUAAUAAAUUCUUUAGGGCAAAAUCCAAAAAAACAACUUUUGCUGUUCAAUAAUACCUUUUCAAGUCUCAUUGAAUUUUAUAUGUAUAUAAUACCAUGUUAUAUUUUAGGACGAUGUUACUUCUCUUAUAUGGGCAUUUGUAGUAGUAGUAAGGGUUAGGUUUGCACACCAGCACUCUAGACACUAGUGAACUUUCUCACUUGAAUGGCAAUUUUGUGAUGUUCUAUAUCACAGUUACAGUGGUUAAAGAAUUAAAAGAAACACCUAAGUGAUAAUGAAAUUCAGUUAUUUGCUGUUGCCUCUUCUGUUAUAAAUUCAAAAUACAAUUUUGUUUCAUCUUACAGACACUCAGUUACGAAGCUCACAAAGAGGUGUGAAAAGAACCUCAACGUCAACUAAUAAACAGGCUGAUGCAAGAUUAAAAAUUAUAAGAUUAUCUUCAGGAAAAGUGAAUCAGAAUGGAGAUGCCCCAGGUAGAUGAAGUUCCUUGAUUUUUUUCUUUAAAUUAAAAAAAAAAAAAGCAAAUUGAAACUUAAAAAUAAAAAUAUUAAUUAAUUACAACUGACACUGACAAGUAGGGGUGUGCCGGACCCCGGUCCGGAAUCCGGUUCCGCCGGAUUUUGCACUAUCCGGUGAAAUCCGGUUCCGCCGGAUUUACAUGUAUCCGGAACAACCGGAUUCCGGAAUCCGGAAUAUACCGGAUUUCGGAAUUUGCCAGAUUUUGUGACUCACCGGAUCAUAAUCUGAAAUAAAAGUAAUUCUCUUUCCCGAAUUUCACACGAUCACGAUACAUUAAUCGAUUGUUUCGAGCGUUGAGCUUGUUUAAUGUUUAAUAUUCCGUACAUACCAGAGGCUAGAGUCAGCACCGCUAAUAGUGGCCAAUAGUGUAGGGACUUUGAUAAGAAAAUUUAAACUUUUUGUAAAAAUAAACCAAUGGCAUAGUUGAAAAGAUGUAAUUUUUUAAAGAAUUAUAACACCAAAAUCAUAUUUUUAGCUGUUGUAGUUUUAAAGUUAUGAAUUUUUAAAGUACGACUUGGUUUGUCAUUUUUUAACAUGGACUGCAUCUCCACAUUCUGUGAUCUCAUUCCGCCAAUCCCGUCAUGCGCAAUGACUAUAUAGUUUAUAUAAGGCAACGCAUUCCCUGCCUUAUCACUAAAAUACUGUUUAGACUUAGUUUAAACUUUCAACUUUGGCACAUGAAUAAUUAAUUAAAGCUUUCCCUGACCAAUGGUUUAAUAGUUUUUGCACACGGCAAACUCUUAUGAAUGAAACUCUGAGGUAGUACUACGAUACAGUUAUGCAAGUGGCUGUGAAUGGUUGCCAAUGACAACGUGUUGCACACGGUAAAUUCUGAUCAUUUAUAAUAUGGAUUCUACCGGGUUGUUAAAGCUCAAAUUAAAACAUUCCAGUUUAAAUGUCUUUAAAUGCAUUCUGAAACACAAGUUAUCAAUUAUUUUGAUGUAAAUAGUGAUAAUAAAUUAAUAUUUCCUAAGUAUCGUCAACUUCCGCCAUUAAAAAGGGGGGCGUGGCCAACCCCAUGGCGAAAUUAGGUUGAGCGAGCUGCAUAACCUGCUGCGAACGCGUAGAAACAUGGCGUCUCUCGUAAGACACUUAUCCAAAUGGAACGGAACUCAAAUAUAUAUCGAAAGUACUAAUUUAAUAAUAAAUAGACACACACAUCGGAAAAUUAAAAACUCGGAUUUUUUGGCGCCGAUUGCGAAUUCCCAUACACAAAAAGUAGUAGUCCACCUUGACUUACCGAAGUAUCUACCAAUAGUACCAAAAUCCGGAAUCCGGGAGAAACCGGAAUCCGGAUCCGGCGGAUUUCGCAUAAGAAAAUCUGGAUCCGGUUGGAAAAAACGGAUCCGGCACACCCCUACUGACAAGAACGUAUCAGUAAUGGUCAGAAUCCUCUCACACACACCAAGGGAUAGCUUAAAGCAAAAAUUUUUUAAUUACCAGCUUCAAGCCAAAUCAAUGCAUUUUUCAGAACAAGCAGGUUAUCAUAUUCCAAACUUGGCAUUAAUGUCUACUUGCAAGAUAAUUAUUAAAUUUAUUUUUAAUGUUAAAAUAAUUGAGAUAGUUGUUAAACAGAUAUGGAGGCGAUUUACAAAAUUGAAUAUCGUUAACUUUUAAAUGGAAUGCUCAAUAAUUGCACUAUCAGAGAAUUACAAAAAACGUGUAAUUUAUUGCUAUAGUGUAUUUGAAGUCUGAUGCAAACAGAGAUUUAAUAAAAAAAAUUAUUUAUAAAAGCCGUAAAUUCAUUUCGAAUGUAUCUGACAAUAUGAACAUGCUCAUUUGUUAGCCUGAUAAAAUAUUGCAUUCAUUCACGUUCCAAAUGCUAUGUAAAUUCAUUAAAAUAUUUUAAAAUCAAUAUUAAAUUUCAACACAAUUAAGAAAAAAAUAGUUCUGUUCUUGUGUAUUUUCAAUUUGUUAAAUCAUUUGUAUAAAUGUUUUUUAAUGAUAUUUUCUAAGAUUUACAUUUAAAUUAAUGAGAAGUCACUUUUAACUUUUUUGUGUUCCUCUGCCAAUGCCUCUGACAAUUUUAUCUACUAAUCUUACUUAUAUUUAAUGUAAUGUAAUGUUACUACUUUUUUUUUUUUAAAGCCUCUGAAUUUGUAGUUAUAAAUCUGUUAAAUGGAACAAAUUAAAUAAUUUUAAUUUCUAAAACUGACAAUUAAUUUUUAAUGUAAAAUAUCCACAGCAUUUUAAUACAAGUAAUAUUGAUAAAGUAUAAAUACUUUGCUUUUCAUACCUACAAAUAAUAAAGGUGCAUGCAGCUCUCUUAGCUCAUCCUCUGGUAUGUGUUAUUGAAAUACAUUUGUGAUGCAGAUAGAUUUUGCUGGGUUUUGUUUAGCUCAUUGUAAAACAGUAAUUCAUAGAUAUUGUUUUUCAGCAAAAUAACACUCACAGAUCAAAGUAGUCUGUAUUAGUUUCUAUUUAUUAUUGUAAUCGUAAUAAUUAUAUAUUUAUUUUUUAUUGUUUUUGUAAUUGCUAAUCAAAAUAAUUAAAAAGCUAUAGCAUAUAAGAACUUGAUGAAAUGGAAAUCAGGAAUUUUUGUGACCAACAUAUAAAUAAGUUAAAAAUUGAAUUUAGAAAUGAAUUAUUUCAAUGUUUAAACCUACAAAUUAAUAAAUAAAUAUGUUAAUUAAGUGAAGGAUUUAUUGAAAGCCUUGUUAUUUUCCUGGUGCACUUUUCACAUCGAUUGGUAUUGUCAGGAAAAAAAGACAUUUGUAUUGUUAUUUUCAAAAACAAAUAAUCUGGAAAUGUCAAUGUUGCACUAGACAAGAAUGAAUGAUGCAACUUAAUACAAGAAACACUAAGCUAAAAAAAAUAUUUACUGAAUUUAAAGUUAAAAAUCAAAGUAGAAUGUUGUUUUUCCUCUGAAUGCACCUUAAAUAUCCAUAACACCAACUUUGCUAUAUUCUUGCUUUCAUUUUCAAAUGCCAAUUAAACCACAUCACACAAAUUUGAGUGUGAUAAACAUACACAUUUAAUUCCCUAAAAUGAUCAAAUUCUUGAAAUCUUCUUGGUCUAUUAAUGCUUUCCGUCAAUAUUUAUUGAUAUUUUACAUAUAAUCUUCACUACUUUUUUUCCCUUAAAUUAAAUAAUUUUGUUUAUACAAACAAACAAAAAUCUGUGCACUGCUGCUGUUGUGGACGCAAAUACUAUUAACUGAUUUCUUAAAUUGAUUUCUUAAAUUGGAUAAAGAAUUUUGAAAUCUGCUGAUAUUAACUAAAGGCUGUUAAAACCAUUUUAACAACUUAAUACUGCAUGUGGCCGUUUUAUAGAAUUGUUAUAUUAGUUAUUAAGGAGUUGUUUUUUUUUCAAAUUGUCAGAGCAAGAAGAGUCAGAUGAUGAAGAAGAUGAUGAUGAUGAUGAAGAAGACGAGGAGGAAGAUGAGGAGGAAGAUGGAGACGAAGAAGAAGAAGAUGAUGAUGAUGAAGAAGAAGAGGAUGAGGAUGAGGAAGAAGAAGAAGAUGAUGGAGAAACAGUUGCUGUAAAAGAAGAAAAGCUUGACAUUAGUUUAAAUGCAGAGGAUGAAAAUAUACAAUCAGGUAUUAAUCUUUUUUCAAUACAAUUUUGUGUUUUUAAAUAUUGCCUUAAUUAGGAAAAAGUAUGUGUGAUUUAGCUUAAUAAUUAAGUGUGAUAAGGAAUGUCAUUUCUCUAUAAAGGAGAUAAAUCAAAGAGAAAAUCACAGCGAGGAAUCUCACCAAUUGAAUGGGAUAGGAGGAGUGAAGGCUCAAAGAACAAGGCAAAAGAUGGCAGUCCUACAGAUCUGGGCGACAGCUCAUCAAAAGAUUCAAAGGGUAGAGACAAAGAGGAAGAUAGACGUUAGUUUCAUUUUUUAAAUUUAGAUUUAGAAGUAAAAAAUGCCCAAUUUUAUUUCAAUUUAAUUUAACUGGUCAUCAAAAAAAAACCACCCAUAAAUAUUGUUUGUUUUUAUCAAAGUUCUUUUGCAAAAAAAAAAAUAAAAUCUAUGUCAUGUAUUAAAUUUACAGAUUAUCUUAAUAUUAAAUCUGUGAGUUUUUAAAACCUAAGAAAAUAUUAGCAAGGAAGCUAUUCAGUAUUCUGUGGCUCAUGCAUUUCAUUUUUUUUUAUGGUUCGCAAAUUUUAAAUAUUUUCAAGUACUAUAUCUCUUUAUCUUCUUCAGAGUAUUGGUCCAAAUUAAAAUAUUUAAUGCGAGGUGCUCGAUUCUUCCUGGUAAAGAGCAAUAACCAUGAGAAUGUAGCCUUGGCCAAAGCUAAAGGUGUUUGGUCAACUCCUCCACAAAAUGAAGCAAGAUUCAAUCAAGCGUUUAGGGUAAUUAUUUUUAUGAAGUAGAAACAUGUAAUUAUUGAGAAUUUAGACUUGCAUAAUUCAUUCACAAAUAUGUUCUUCUUAACCCCAUAACUGUCAUAUCGGCUAGGGGUGUGCCGGAUCCGUUUUUUCCAACCGGAUCCGGAUUUUCUUAUGCGAAAUCCGUCGGAUCCGGAUUCCGGAAUAAUCCGGAUUCCGGUUUCUCCCGGAUUCCGAAUUUUGGUACUAUUGGUAGAUACUUCGGUAAGUCAAGGUAGACUACUACUUUUUGUGUAUGGGAAUUCGCAAUCGGCGGCAAAAAAAUCUGAGUUUUUAAUUUUCCGAUGUGUGUGUCUAUUUAUUAUUAAAUUAGUACUUUCGAUAUAUAUUUGAGUUCCGUUCCAUUUGGAUAAGUUUCUUACAAGAGACGCCAUGUUUCUACGUGUUCGCAGCAGGUCAUGCAGCUCGCUCAACCUAAUUUCGCCGUGGGGUUGGCCACGCCCCCCUUUUUAAUGGCGGAAGUUGCCGAUAUUUAGGAAAUAUUAAUUUAUUAUCACUAUUUACAUCAAAAUAAUUGAUAACUUGUGUUUCAGAAUGCAUUUUAAAGACAUUUAAACUGGAAUGUUUUAAUUUGAGCUUUAACAACCCGGUAGAAUCCAUAUUAUAAAUUAUCAGAAUUUACCGUGUGCAACACGUUGUCAUUGGCAACCAUUCACAGCCACUUGCAUAACUGUAUCGUAGUACUACCUCAGAGUUUCAUUCAUAAGAGUUUGCCGUGUGCAAAAACUAUUAAACCAUUGGUCAGGGAAAGCUUUAAUUAAUUAUUCAUGUGCCAAAGUUGAAAGUUAAAACUAAGUCUAAACAGUAUUUUAGUGAUAAGGCAGGGAAUGCGUUGCCUUAUAUAAACUAUAUAGUCAUUGCGCAUGACGGGAUUGGCAUUGCGCAUGACGGGAUUGGCGGAAUGAGAUCACAGAAUGUGGAGAUGCAGUCCAUGUUAAAAAAUGACAAACCAAGUCGUACUUUAAAAAUUCAUAACUUUAAAACUACAACAGCUAAAAAUAUGAACUUGCAUAACUGUAUCGUAGUACUACCUCAGAGUUUCAUUCAUAAGAGUUUGCCGUGUGCAAAAACUAUUAAACCAUUGGUCAGGGAAAGCUUUAAUUAAUUAUUCAUGUGCCAAAGUUGAAAGUUAAAACUAAGUCUAAACAGUAUUUUAGUGAUAAGGCAGGGAAUGCGUUGCCUUAUAUAAACUAUAUAGUCAUUGCGCAUGACGGGAUUGGCAUUGCGCAUGACGGGAUUGGCGGAAUGAGAUCACAGAAUGUGGAGAUGCAGUCCAUGUUAAAAAAUGACAAACCAAGUCGUACUUUAAAAAUUCAUAACUUUAAAACUACAACAGCUAAAAAUAUGAUUUUGGUGUUAUAAUUCUUUAAAAAAUUACCUCUUUUCAACUAUGCCAUUGGUUUAUUUUUACAAAAAGUUUAAAUUUUCUUAUCAAAGUCCCUACACUAUUGGCCACUAUUAGCGGUGCUGACUCUAGCCUCUGGUAUGUUCGGAAUAUUAAAUAUUAAACAAGCUCAACGCUCGAAACAAUCGAUUAAUGUAUCGUGAUCGUGUGGAAUUCGGGAAUGUGAAUUACUUUUAUUUCAGAUUAUGAUCCGGUGAGUCACAAAAUCUGGCAAAUUCCGAAAUCCGGUAUAUUCCGGAUUCCGGUUGUUCGGGAUACAUGUAAAUCCGGCGGAACCGGAUUUCACCGGAUAGUGCAAAAUCCGGCGGAACCGGAUUCCGGACCGGAUUCCGGCACACCCCUAUUAUCGGCUGUUAUGCCCCUUUCUGUGGUGUUGCUGCCGAUAUAAUCGGCGGGUAGCAAAAUCAGCAUUAAAAAUUUCUAAGAUUUAAUGUUUAAGGGUUAUGCUUUUAUUAGGACUAAUUUUGUGGGGUAGGGAAUUUGCUCAAUUUUAUUUUUUUGACUGCCAUCAUGUCUGGUGCUGCAGAGGGUCUGCCUCUAGAUUGCAAAAUGAACAUAGAUGCUAAUAUUGGUAAUAAUGACAGUAUUAGCUCUAGCAGUGAUGGCGACAUAAAAGUCAGAUAUUGACAAUUUUAGUUCAUUUUUGACAAGCAUAUGAAAAUGUUUAAGGGGCUUGACGCCACAGAAAAAUGCACUUGACUAAUGGAUCUAAGGAAGUUCAUUUUAAUUAUUAAUUCGCUUAAGAUAUUGCUUGCAUUACUAUCUAUUGGAUUGGAGAAAAUAAAUGUUUGCAUCUAUGUUCAAUUUGUUAUUUUUAAUUUCCAGGAAUGUGACAAUGUGAUACUCAUAUUUUCUGUGAAAGAAAGUGGAAAAUUCCAAGGUUAGUCAUAGUAAUUUUAAGUUUUAUCACUUGAAAACCUUUUAAUUUUUGCUAUACUUUUUUUUUUGGUGCUGAGUUUUCAACAAAACAAUCCGUGUUUAAUGUCUGUGAUAUCUUCUUUAACAAAACAUAUUUUUAUAACUUUCUGUACCUGAUUCGUAUUUAGUUCUUAAUGUCUUUUUGGAUAUUUUAAUGGAUUACAAACAUUUAAAAAAAUAGUUAAUUGGAAAAUCCUACUUUUGCCUUGAAAUUAGAUUUCUUUUGGGAUUAGAUCCAAUAUGUGUUGCCUUUUUAAUAAUUUUUACUAUUUUUAUUAUUUUAUUCAUAAUGAACAUAUGUCUCAAAAUUUUAAACUUCUUUAAACUUUUCAUAAAGACAUUUUAUUUUCAUGAUAAAAGUGCUUGAGUUGCAUAAAGGGAAAAUUGAGAAUCUUUAUUUAAAUACUUAUUAGAGGCAAUAUAAUUAAAAGAAUGGGAAAAUAGAAAUGACAGUGUGAUUUCAGCCCUGAACAAGCAUGCACUAAAAAAUUAAGAACAAUAGAGUUAAAAUCUUAAUGCUCUUUAAUUUCUUUUCAAAGUCAGUACACUUUCCAGAGAAUCUUAAAUCCUGAAUUAAAUUGGUUGUUACAGGUUUACUGCAUUGAGGUUAAUGAUAUUCUACCUUAGGCUGGACUCAAUUACCUUGUUAAUAUUGUCCUAAUGAGCAUUAAACAUUUUGCUCAGAUGUUUCAACUUUUAUAAACUAUUUAUAAUAAAUUAUAUAUUCUUCAUUAUAUUAGGGCCUACGAUCAAUUUAUUGAUAAUUCUGGCUGCUAUGCAUGUAGGGGGGAUUUGCAAUGUUUUUGUGCCUGGUGUUGACGAGGAUAUUUCACUGGUUGCAAGGGCUACUUAGUGACGGUAUUAUGCACUAGGGAUUGGAAGGCCUGAGGCAAUGGACGCAAAUUUGUCAAGUGUUGUCGCCUCAACUGUUCCUUUCGGAAUCUUGUUCCAGUCCCUGAUUGUCUUUGGCAGGAAUGAGCAGUUCCAAAACUGGCUUCUUGCUUGUAUGAGCCGGAACUGCCUCGUCGAUGACUAUGAGGGAAAGAGACUAGUUUCUGUUUAAUGCUUGAGCAGCUCAUUACAUAUUCUGGUAACAGUUGCCAACUCUAUGAAUUUAAGUAAAUAUUCUUAUUAAAAAUAUUAUUUAAUUGCAGGAUUUGCUCGCCUGGCUGAGGAAUCUACAAAAGACCACCCACCAAUACGUUGGGUUUUGCCACCAGGAAUGACUUCCAGGGCACUGAGUGGUGUAUUUAAAUUAGACUGGAUCACACGGUAGGAAAAAAAAAAGAUUAAAAGAAGUUCAAUUUUAUUUAAACUAAUUUAUUUAUACCAAGAACUUUAACAAAAUUAAAGGAAGGAACGUUUUUAAUAGAUUUUUAAAGUGAUAAUUUCUUACUGCUAAUUGAGAUUUCUAUAUUUUAAAAGGUCCUAAUGUAUUUAAGUUUAUUGUAUCCAUUAUUAUUUAUGUGCUUUAAAUUUAAUUUGUUCAUUUACUAUCAGGAGAGAUUUGGAAUUUAUAAAGACAAAUCACUUGUUUAAUAUGUGGAAUGACAACAAACGAGUUAAGAUUGGCAGAGAUGGACAAGUAAGUACCAAAUAUAGAAAGUAAUGAGAUAAAGCUUAAAUUGUCUGUGGCUUAACAAUUUUAAACAUUAUAAAGAUGUACUUGUGUUUGAAUAUGUAACCACUAUUUUAUCAAUAUAGUAGUUCUUGAUAACAAGAGUGUAAAUAAUCCUGGGUUCUAUGUUUUGUGCAUAAUAUAAAAAAAAAAGGUAUCAUUCGACACCUACUCAUAUCUGGUAAUACUAUUAAUAUAUUAAUGUGCCCAACAUAUAAAAUUCAUUUUUAUAAUUUUAUGUGUCCAUAAUUUUAAGUUAAUGUUCAAGCAACUAAUUACAAUGAUCAUAUAUUUAAAAAAAUUAAUUUCAGGAAAUCGAGCCACGGUGUGGAGAGAGCCUUUGCAAACUAUUCCCAGCAGAUGAAAAUCUUGAUAUCUCAGAAACAGUGCGUAAAGCAAGGAAAGCACAUGAUCGACCUGAUCGAGAUAUCCGGGAACGAGCACCUCGUGUAUUGGGCCCAAGGAGGCCUGCCAUGCCUUCUGGGCCUGAGUUUUCCAGGUUAGGAGCCUGAUAUGCUGGUUUCUACCUGUCGUGAAAUUUUGAUGAACUGUUGUCAAAUCAAAGCUCAUGGGUGGAUCUUACGACCCUCUGGGGCUAAGCCACUCUCCAGCAGUGUAAGGCUCCUCGUACCGGUCUACCUGAGCAAAAGAAAUGUUAGAACCGCCAGUGAAUAUCGCUGUUUAAAAAUCAAGUUGAUUAAUAUUAGUGACGUACCAACGUGGUGUUUAAUCUAAUAUAAGAGAGCAAAUAUGGUAAAGAAUUAAUACCAACAUGAUUUAUUGUAAUUGUGUUUUGAAAACCAGUGGCGUCAAAAUUUCUUCACUGUCCAAUUGUUUGCAAAUUCGGAUUAGCUUUAUUUUCACCUGCGUUCACCUGAGAAUUUUUCUAACCUGCAUCUUUAUCAAUUCAUGGAUUUUGGACCUAGGUGAUAAGAAAAUUUCAAUGGACUUUAUAUACAGCUGCCACCAAUAUUGGACACUCUUUAAAAAAUAUAUACAAAAAAAUUCAGUGACUGGGACUUACAAGUGCAGUGUUCUAGAAAGCUAUAAAGUUGGACUUAAAAGAUAUAUAUCAAUUUAGCUGGUUUAGUUUGUUGUAAUUCGCUAUUAGAGCAGAGUGCAUUUGGUAUAAGUAAAGUGAAUCAAAUGUUCAUUAUCUUGUACAAUAAUUUGUUGUGCACAGCUAUCAAUGAAUGUUGUUUCACUAAUAUUGUAUCCUCAGUUGCACAAGAAUAGGCUUUUUUAAUCUACAUCCUUAGCCUUAUCUUUAAAGAUAAGUUCAACAAAUUUCAACCAACUGAGCUGUUGCAUUAUUUAAGAACUGUUAAAAAUAGUUUGGUUUUAUCAAGACCAAAAGCAUUUGUAGAAUAGCCCAGUUUUAGUAGUGCACGUUAAACGGAUAAUCUUAAAAAUUCAUCUUCAUUUUAAAUUACAAUUUUAUAUGAUGUAAUUUUAUUUUAAUUUAUCUCAAUAUAUCUGGUGAUUUUGCCAAGUUUAGAGGAGUGUGAAAUUUGUAAAAGACUCUUUAUUAAUGGAUAUUCUUUAAAAAUAAAAAGGCUCGGUACCAUCAUGAACAGGACGAAAUGGUUUGUGAUAAAAGCAGAGUUAAUCAGGACAAUUUGUUUGUUUGCAAGGAGCUCAAGCAUUAAUAGAAAGUGUGAGCUUUUCUUAUGGUGCUCAAGUAAUGAUGCACACGUUGAACCCGGACGAUAAUUAUGAAAUUUGGACACACACCUGUGGGUUAUUAGAUUUGUUUCCCCAUUCCAAAAUUGGACUAGUUUUCAGAAAGGUUUUUUAAAAAAGGACUGAAAAUUAACCAGGUAAAAAAAGACAGAAAAUAUGGUCAUGUGUUUAAGGGGUCAAUCUGUUGAUUCCUGAAAAUUGGACUGAAUAUUAUUUCUGACUGAAAACGGAGUAAUUUCAAGUUCAUUCAUGCUGAGUGGAUGGUAUGCUUAGCACUGUGGUAUGAUUAUUGUUUGUUCUGCUUUGACUUCCAUUUCUUAAUUUCCUUAUGUUUUGUUUUGUCUCAGUUUUUUUUAAGUUGUUAAGCAUUUUUUUAAAGAUAAAAAUCAUUUCCCAGUUACCCUAAAAGCUUGCUUAGUGUACACAACUUUGUCCAAACAAAAAGAGUCACAAUUUUUUAAUUUAUUUUUAACUUUAGAGGCUAGAUCACUCUAAAUUAAUGUUUGGAAAAUUAGCACAGCUACUCAUAAAAUUUAAUGCCAGUUGAGUGAUUUUCAAUUUCUCAUUUUUAGGCUUUUUAAAAAAAAAAUUGUUAACUACUUUAUCACAACAUUCAUAAGUUAACAUUCAUUCAUUAAUUCAAAUCCAAUAUAUACUCUUCAAGCACCUAUUUUUUAAGUGAAAUUAUUUAAUUCCGCUCUACAGACAUAACCUUCUCAAAUUUCUUUUAAGCGAUAUCGAUUUUUACAAAUAAAAUUGAAUAGCUCAAAACAGCCAGUUGUUCUAGGGAAUAAUUACAGUUAAAUUUCUAUCAUUUUGAAGAUCUAGUUACCAAAAGCUUUGAAUAGAAAUAAAUAAUAUUUAAAUAUAGGGUUGUAUUCUACAGGGGCAGAUUAGGAUUCAUUUCACUUUUUUUUUAUUGAAGCCAUACCAAGUUCUAACAUUUGGUGCUUUUUUAAUUGGGUGGCGGCUUGUCAAUGCCUUAAUUUAUUUUACUACUAUUCUACAAAUAAUUUGUAACUUUAAAAGCAAAAUUUGUUUACGCUAUGUCUGUUUUUUUCUUCUGUUUCUAAAAAGGAAACUAUAUUUAAGCUCCUCAACCCAUAGGUCCUCAUUAAAGCCAAAACAUUAAUUUUAAAAAAGGGAAGGGCGCAAAAAUAAUGUGGGGGAAACAGCAGUCCCUAAGAUUAAUUAAAUUAUAUGUUGUAUAAAACAAUUCGAAAUAAUUAUGACUUCAAAUUCUUUAUUUUAAUGCUUAUAUGUUACCAUAUGUCAAUGAUAUAAAUUUUCUGCUCAUUUUUCGUGAGUUCGCUUGGGAUAAAAAGUUGGUAAAAGCUCAAAACUGUGACUUCACAAGUCCAACUUUGUAGUCAUGGAUAGAAAUGUUAUUACAAGAAAUGAUAUUUAAAAACUUUUCAAUUUAUGAAUAGCGGGACAUUGCUUUGCUAUCAUACCUAGGUGAACUGGUAAAACGUAUAACUCGGAAAGCAUUCUUUGUGUUAAUCUAUUUAAAGGCAAUAUUUUUAAAGAAAUUUUUUUAAUGGGUUUUUAAAUAUGUAUACCAUCCAGGUUUACAUUAAUGAAUUGCAGAUUUUUUUUUUAAUUUCCGGGAAAAGUGGACAAUGUAGGGGAGGACGAUUUGUAGAAAAUAUAGCCAAAAUUUUGGUAUUUGCAUUUUAGAAUGUUGUUCCCUAUUGAUCUCUGUGAUAGCCCUGGGGCGAAAUCCAUCUAUUAAUCUUGGUACCAAGAAUAAAUUGUAUAGUUUUAAAUUUUACAAGUAUUUUAAUCUUAGCCCUUUUCUAUCCUACAAUUUAAAAAUCUGAGACUAUUGCAGUUAAAUUGUGCUAUUUAUUUUGCUUUUAGAUAUAGACAAGCCUCAUCGAAUUGUCUGUUUUGUAAAACUUUAGUCUAGGAAAUCAAAUCUGUAUUGCAUUAUUUAGAUAAAAAGAUAGUUUAAAGAAAUAAACUCCUGGCUAAAUAUAUAAAGCUCAACUUUUGUGAAAUAGUGAGGCUACUGAUUUUAUUGAUUAAAAUUUAAAAAAUCUAUCAGAAAUCACCGUCCAAUUAAUUUAAAGUUCUACUGAAAUGAGCUUUGAAAAGAGAUUUUUAAACUUAAUUUACUCUGAACUCUUAAAUGACUGUAUUGUACCUGAGUCUUCCAUCUUCCUUUUAACAAGCGCCAUCAUCACUGUUAUAUAUGCCUUGAUCCACUCUUUCAAGCUCACUACACAUCUCCCCAGUUUUCUCUAGAUUCCAUCCCAAAGUGUUUAGUGGUUGGCCUCAUUUUCUUUUACUCUGGAGAUUGCAUAAGACAAGAGAUUCUUAAUUCGGCCUUAAAUUUUGAAGAUUUGAGACAUGCUGCAGACCUGUUUCCCCUCAAACCCUUAAAAUCGUACAAUAUCAUCAUAUAAUCGUUCAAUACAUUCUCUUUAUAGAGCAAAAACGUGCUGUAUAUAUAAUGUAUACACCUCAAAAUCGUACAUUGUACGCCAAAAUCGUAAGAGUAAACAGGUCUGAUGCUGUUCAAAUUUUAAAGUAAUUCUUUAAAGGUAGUUUCAACUUAUUUUAAGUAUCACACAUUUUAUUCUUAUAAGGUUAGAUAAUGCUUAUGAAUUAUUUCAUUUACUCCAUUUUUUUACAAAACAUAAUAUUAAAUAUAGCAAAAAAUAAAGUGUUCAUUUAUUUUUGCUAUAUUUAAUAUUAGUCAAAAUAACUAGUUAAAGGAACAUUUUGAAAAUUAUACUGUAGUGUAAAAAUAUCACGAUCUACUAAAGUAUUGUAGACAAAUAGAUAGAUAAUUAUUUAACACAAAAAUUAUUUACUCCAAUUUCCAAUUGGCUGUGCUUCACUGAUAGGUUUUAAGUUUUCCUUGUAAGUUAUUCCAGUAUCAUGUUUUAGUAUUUUAUAUUGAAGACUUAUUGAAUUUUAAAAAUCUAUUUUCAUCAAGACCUGAUUGCUCACAACAGCUCAAAACUCGCAAAACUCAUGCUUUUCUUUUUGUUUUGUUCUCUUAAUAUCUUAAUAUGAACUAAAUGAAUGGAUGUUAACAUGGAAACUAAUAUGAGAAAGAAAAAAAAUGUAUUUUUCAAUUGCACAAUAAUAGCUAUUUUUAAAAGCCUUUUUAUUACACUUCUCAGGUUUGUUUAUUUCAUAGUUUGUAAUUUUUUACCUUUCUGAGCAAAAAGGUUCCACUAAUCAUAGGAAUUCUGAAAUUUCCUACAGUAAUACACAGCUUAGUCUUAUGGUUUAUUUAAAUCCAUCAUAAGUUGAGGAAUCCUUGAUAUCCACAUUACUCAAAUUUGAAGAUAAAAUAUUAAGUUUCUAAAUAAUUUAGCCUCAAAUUAAUACUCAAUAACUCAAUUUGGAGAUGGUGUCGGUGGGUCAUCGAGCGUGAACUCUUAAAACCCCCUCCGGCACACCCCCACACGGGACGCCGCCGGGUUUCCCCACCGCCAUACCGUGCAGAAGAGUGCCAGAGACCUCCCCCUCAAGCUUAGGGAAUGUCCGGUUGACCGUGCACACCCCUCUCAUGGCGUGGACAGUCCACUCUCCGUGGAUCAGAACGGCUUUACUUCCUCUCCGGAUGAAGGGUGUUGUGUUACCCUCCUCCACCGCCGGGGAGUUGUUCGGUCUAGAUGUAGCGUGGAGCGGCUUUCUCAGGGCCGCGUAUUUUAAAUCCUCGGCCAGGGUUUUGUUGCCACCCAAGCCUCAUAUGCAUUAUCGGUGACAAGUAACCAUGUUAGUGCAGGUGGCCGGGAUCUUUAAGCUUCAGGAGUGAACCUCCCUACUGGUCUGCCACGCCACGAAGAUGCAAGAUCCCAUGUGACACCGCCGAGUCGCCUCAGUGGUGUGGGUCCCUGACCUAGAGGCAUUCUGUCGGGUCAUUCACGCAGAUUCCAUUAGUUCAUAGCAAAAACACACAAAAAAAUUGCAAAAAUCUGAUUUUUGUUUUGUUAAGAAAGGAUAUUGAAGACACACAUUUUUAACCAGAGGCAUCGACGGCUGAUCGAGAAGGAACGGUCGUUCCAAAUGCAGAACAACUGGGUGGCGGGCAGGCGACUAGAGAUCCUCAUUCAUGCACCUGGUCGUAGAGCUUGAGAGGACAGUCGACCUGCCUUGCAAUAGAGAACGCCUGACCCUAAUCCCAGUCAAUCUGCCAUACUUGGAACCCUCAUGUCCCUCCAUACAUUUGGCCUUGACCGAUGCAGCAGUGACGAAACGCAGCCCUGAACAUCUUCAGAAAGCGGCUACCCUUGAGACCAUGGCUGUGUUUUCCAACAUACCAGUGAAAGUAUUCACGGACGGCUCUGCCAAUCUGAGAGAAAGAACUGCUGGGUAUGGUGCGCUCAUACUGUAUGCAGCAGGGGGACCACCAAAUGAAUAACCCCCGGGGCCCUGUGGGGACUGCAGCAUCAAAUUUUGCGUAGAGCUCGAAGCUAUUCACAGGGCUCUAGAGAGUGUAUCGCACGUUAAAGGAGGCAGAGCUUGUGGGGCUCGAUGUGAUUGUGUACUUGGACUCGAUCUGCUCUCGAGAUCUUGGGAAAGAGACCAGGCACUACUGACUUAGUUGACGUCAUCAUUGAUGACGUGUGCAAAAUCAGGGAACUAGGAGGCAAGGUAACAGUGUGAUGGAUCCCAGGUCACAUCAACGCUAGUAGCAAUAAGAAAGCUAACACUGGUGAAAACCGGGGCUGCCCAGCCUCAGCCAGAAGUACUAAUAACUUAUUGGGAAUAAAGAACUGGCUGGCGGACCAUUUCAGGACAAAGUGGUACAGGCAAUGGGCAGACAACAUGACUGCCAGAGGUUUCUUUUCAAACUUGCCCACUCCUAGCAAACAGGACCCAUGGGGGUUAGGCCGCAUACAGCAGAGCUUAAUGACGCAGAUGCGUAUUGAGCACUGCCCCAUAGGCACAUACUUCUGGCGGCUGGACAACAACAGGGAUCCUACCUGCCAGCACUGCAGCCUAGUCCUGGAGACAUUAUCACACCUGUUAACAGAAUGUCCCUCUCUAGAUGUCCCCGGGAAAAUCCAGGGCAGUUGGAGAACCCUUUGUGAGGAAAAAGUUGUAUGGCUCAGCUCAGCAGAUGGAUCUGGUAGCCAAUUUACUAGCCGGGGUCAUAAGAGACAGACCUUCACCAGAUUAUGUGUGUUAAUAGCUUGGCUCCCUAUUAGUUGUUGUCUGACGCCACCCCAGGAUGGGAAGGGGUGUUUUUAGGGAUGUUAAAAUAUAUCCAUCCUAGUUACAAGAAAGUUCGAUUGCUGGUGCUGUGAGAGCAGCACCAAUCAGCCGGGUGCUCCUGGGUCAGUGACGCCCCACUUGCUUGCUCAAUUGAGUGGACAGUGGGUGGGGUUUUCCGGUGGUGGAAUGCUCUCAGCGGUUAGGUUUAGCCAGGCUGUGGGUGGAGGGGUAUGUUGGUAAAGUCUAAAGAGCUCUGGCUUGAUGGUCUGAUGCUUUUCUCAUGUGAUAAGAUUAGUAUCUUGGCUCAAUAAUUUAGAAGUUUUCAAAUAUAAUUAUAAAUUAUUUGUUUAAAAUUAAUAAAUGUAUUCAGAACAAGAUGCAGUCUUUCACUCAGAUUACAUAAUGUAAUAAACUAAUAUUAAAGCUUGGUCAUGAAAAUCAUUUUCCUAUUUAUGUCUACUUCAAUUUAAAGUUUCAGCGUUCCCUAAAACUGGUACCAAGGUUUUUUUAGCACAAAAAUAAAGCAGAUCAGAGUUGACAGUCAAGUUAACAUUAACAUUCAAAUUCUGCAGAAUCAUCUUCAAACAAUGGCUUAAUCACAUUUUUUAUAAGGCUGACAGUAAUCAAACACAUUUUAAAUUAGACUACAUUAUAUACACUGAUUUAAUUUUCAGUCUCUGUAGCAUACCAGCCACCUAGCCCAUAUGCGUUUUCUGUGCGUGCUUAUAAUUUUUGUAGUUACCAUAUUUACCAGAUUCUGAUGCGCCUGAAUUUGGCAUCUUUUUACAGUAGCAAUAAUAUUAUUAAAUUUUUUUUGGAGAGGGUCUAUGCUUAGCUUUAUUUUUUUAUCACUUUUCACGUUUAUUAAUAGUGUAAAUGAGCUUAAAUUAUAAUUGCAUGUGAUUAAAGUUAAAGUGUUCAUAAGCUCAUUUUUAACAUUAACGCAAAUGUAUUUUUUUUCUAUAGAUAUUUUUCACAAUCGUAAUAUUUAACCUAUCAAUUAAUAUAACAUUAACAUCGCAAACUUGACCUUCACUAAUUACACUUGAAUCCUACACUGAGAAUACAUUUAUUAUAGAACUGUUAGCUUCCCAAUGAAGGGUUAUUGGUUUUAAUAUUUUUCAAGUUUAUUUAUAUUUUCUCGCUCCCGCUUUUCACCCACACACUCUCUCCAUAUCCAUCUUGAUCUCUCUCUCUGUCUCACACAUAUAUAAACAUAUAUGUAUAUAUUUUAUUUAACUACACUUCAUAUGCGUUGGUUCAUGAGCAUACUUUUUGCUUUAAUUAAAUGUGCAACAAACAUUCUUUAAAAGCAAGCUUUACAAUUUUUUUAAAGUUGUUACAUUAUUUCGUUUGUUUUAAAAUUUAAUAUUACUUUUCCCCCAAAAUUGCCCCUGCUAUUUAUUAGAAUUCUGUUUUGUAUGGUGUUAACUUUUUGUUGUUGUUGCUUAAUCUUUGAUAUGUUUGUCCUUUAAUUUAUUCAAGUUUAAAACUUAUUUUAUGUCCUGAAAAAUACUCUGUAUUCUUUCAGGCUUUUAUUGUAGUUAGAUAUUAAGUAAUUUAACUUGAAUUGUUUAUUUUUGCUACUAUUAGACGGCGCCAAAAUAGAGAUGAGUUUUAUGAGGGGCCCACCCCAAGACCAAAACGAAGUCGUGGUAAUUACGACAGAGAGCGUGAGUGUUUUAUACACAAUCUAUUUGUCCGAAUAUCUAAAUAUUUCUGAUUGGACUAUUUUCAACAUUUAUUAUAUGUAUUCAUCCAUUAACAAUGAAUUAUUUCAUUUAAGUACCAAAAGAAAUUUGCAAAUCAUUACUGCAAAAUUAAAUUUGCAUAUCAUUUUUUUCAUGAACCACCUAACCAUUCUACAACAUUUCUACUGCUACUAUAUGAAAUAAGGCAGUCUUUCCCAACCUGUUUCUCUACCAUGCCCCACCACCACUACAAUUUUUGUCCCCCAAUUCAUAAAAAUAAGGAAGUCUUAUCCAGUUAGUAUUAAAUUACAUAAGUUUAUCUCUGAAAAGGGAUAUUUUAAAAUAGCUUUUUAAAAAUUAUUAAAUAGCAUCUCUCUUUUAUUUUUAACACACCGACUAUAUUUUAUUCAACUGAUUGCUCCUCUUAUUUAAUAUGCUUUAAAAUGUUUCCUCAAAGUUACCAAAUAACCUCCUCUGUAUGGUCUGCACCCAUUUUGGGAAUACAGUACUGGCAAUAACACAUUCUAAUCCCUUGAGAGCUCUUACUCCUCAGGAAUUUUGUAUUGUCCACAAUCUUAUAAACGUCUAUCUUACCUAUGCAGAUUUUCUUUAGGUGGCCAUCCAUAUUUUCUUGAUUAUUUAGAUUUGUGCCUAUGGCUGUGGAGCAGGGUUAGGUAAAACAUUUUCAAACAUUUAUGCCAUGCCCACCUUCUGUAAUAAUAAUCCUGAAAUUCUGACUUUUAUAUGUGGCAGAGUAGGCCACACUUUACGGAAAACAGUGUUAAGCGCCCAACACUGUAUUGGAAUUUAACCUCAGGGUUAGGGCUAGGAUACCGCACCAAGUCACACAGUAUAAACUGCGCCUCACCCAUGGCUUAGAAUACUUGAAAAUAUUGGUAACCACUAUGUGUGCAUGCUUUUGGUAUAAGGUCCAUAAUUUAUUUCUCUGGAACCCUAGUGUAUUUUUCUAUGAAUAAUAUCUAGUUGGAAAGGGGAUUUUAUUCGCUAUACCUUAGUAUAUUUUCAAGUCUACAUCGUUAAAGGGGAUUUUAAUAUUAAGUAAUUAAGGUAGUUUUCACAUUCAUCGGGGGGGGGGGGGAUAUGUCCCCAACCUCUUCUAUUUAAAAUAUCUCAAAAACCAUCGAACUCUUCGAAAUGUAAGAAUGUAUCUUAGAUAGCCGAGACAAAACUGAAAAGGCCACAUUUAUGUUUAGGGGUUUGGUCAGAGAUUUUAAUCUUUACUCAGGGUGUAGUCCCCAGGGUUUGUCAUUUUACCAGAGGCAAUCUGCCAGAAGACAAGUAGUAGACCAUCUUGGUCUUGGUGUUAUGUACAUGCUCUCUAGUCUUUUGCGAGCUAUUAUUUAUAGGGUCAGCUCUAAGGGUUUUUUUAUUCAUGGCUUUAAAUCGUAUUCCUAAAGUGCACCAUUGUUCACUGCAGCCCAUUUGGACGCUCUAGAUUGUCCUUUUUCUUUAGUGUUAGAGUUUCCCUUAAGCUUUUUCUUUGGCAUUGUAAUAAAGCUAUAGUCCUCAAGACCUGAUUUUCUCAAGUAUUCUAUAUAUUAAAAUUAAACAUAUUAAUAAACAUGACAGCCUCACCACAACACCACUCCGCUGCAUAUAGUCUCUCUAGUAAAGCCAACAAAAAUGUACCUGUGCGACGGGGGGGGGGGGGAUAUCUGGAUGGCCCCUAAUCAAAUUUUAUGUUGUUCAACUUUAAACCACUUAAUUUAAGAUAUCCUGUGCAACUUUAAGUUUGUUUAUUUUUUUUUAAUAGUCUCUCUAGUAAAGCCAACAAAAAUGUACCUGUGCGACGGGGGGGGGGAUAUAUGGAUGGCCCCUAAUCAAAUUUUAUGUUAUUCAACUAUAAACCACUUAAUUUAAGAUAUCCUGUGCAAAUUUAAGAUUGUUUAUUUUUUUUUAUUGAUUAGUAUUUCUGUUCAAUUUUUCCAGCUUUCUACAAAGACAGAAGAAUGGAAAGGUGAGGGAUUAUUAUUCUGUUCUAAUAGGGAUCUACACAAAUUUAAAGCAGUGGUUCUGAAAGCAUCAGAGCAUUUGAUGUAUUAGAAAAAAACUGUCCUUUACAAAAUGAGUUUGACAUAAAUAUAUCAACUGUUAAAAUUAUAUUGCAUUGCUCAAAUUUAUUGUAUUUUGUGCAGGUCACCAAGAUAUGCUGGGGUGAGAAGAGACACUUUUAUAAAUGGGGUAUGUGUAGGCAAGGGUCAUCACUCCACAGGCUGAGAACAAGAAUGAUAUCAUCCCCAGCAGGCAUUUACUGAAACAGCUACCAAAUAGCACUAAACAAAGAAUAGCAUUCUUUUUGGGUUCUUUUGUUUUUUCAUUUAUUUUUGUAAAAUUGCAGUACAACUUUUAAAACACUUGGAGGUAAUGGUUUUCUAAAAUUACUUUGAUGACAAUUUCUUUUAUCUGAGCUGCAAAUUCUGGUAAAAGCUAGUUAUAACUAUAUAAAUCACUUGAGCAUGUAAGUGGUAUAUUUUUGUAUUUAAAAUAACUUAAUUUCAGAGUUGAUUUGAUGUGUAAUUUUAAAAAUUACUUAUUUUACUGUUGAAUGUGUAUUUUGUGACAAAUGCAUGAAGUUAAUCAUUUCUUUUCAGUCCUAUUCUGAUUACAUGAGAGAAUUUAAUCAGAGGCCUCCACCACCUCAUCCAAUGGCACAGUUUGGACCUGUAAGUACCUAAACUUGUGGUUUAAAUAACUUUCUACCACCUCACAUUGUACUGUCUACCUGAUUUUUAAAUUAAGCUCUGUUAUCUACAAUAAAUUGUUGACAAAAUUAUUUGAACUCCAGGACCUGAAAAUCAAUAGAAAUCAUUAACCCUUUUGAUACCCUUAACAUGCGUUGUAGAGCAAAAACUGUGCCAUACAUGAAAGGGUUAUUGUACUGGUUAUGUUUCAUUUUUGCAUUUUUACGCAAGAACUUAAAAAGACAUUGAUUUUUCAUAAAGAAAAUAAUUAAUGGCCUGUACUUUCUUAGUACUAACAAUAAAAUAUGUGAGUUCAUAAAUUGGUGAUUGUGACCUUGACAUUCAAUUACAUUUAUUGUUAAACAUUUAUGCCUAUUACAUUUAGUGAUAUAAUUUAAACAUUUAUUCUGUGCUGAAUUUUAUUUAGUUAUGUUACUAUGUUUUUUCUUUAAAUAAAAAUCUGAGCAAAUCUAUUGAAAAAUUCUGUUGUAAGACCUUUACCAUACUUACCCUAUUCCACAAACCAAAUUGCUAGAAUGGCUCAGCAUUUUUUAGAAAAAAAACAUUGCAGUUGAAAGGUUAGUAGAAAUGCUGAGCAUUUUUUAUACACAGUAAUGUAAUAAUUGCUCUCUAAUACUUGACUGGGUAUAUUUCUUAUUUUCUUUUAUUCCACAUGCAAAUUAAUUUUAGCAACAAUGCUAUUUCUAUCACUAUCAUAGAUAUGAAACUAAAACUUUUUUUGUAAAAUUCUCAUGUAGUAGCUGCAAUUUUAAAUUUAUAUAAAUAUUUAAAAAAAUAUUUUUUUAGCCUCCUGGGUUCUUUGACCAAAGCAGCUUCAGUGCUCAGUUUGAUAGACCACCUAGAGGAGGAUUCUCCAUGGGACCCAGUGAUUUCGGCACCACAAGAUCGGGAGAUUCUAGUAGCAAAAGAUCGGUAAGUUGAAUUUCAGUUGAAUUUUAUUUCUCUCAACUUGGAAUACUAGAAAUGUUUUAAUUUUUUAAUUUAAAGUAUUGUAGACAAUAUACAUUAACUUUAAAGUGUUGAUAAACCCAUUAAAAUUGAAAUGGCCCAUUUACUGUUUUUUAUAAAAGUUAUAGAUUUCAUGUUCAGUCUUUUCUUUUCUUGUUAUGAUGAUAAGAAUGUGAAAGGAAGUUGGUCUGCUAACUUUGAACAGGUUUAUUUCCUCAACUCCUUAGAUAAAAUACCUAUGUGCACAAUCUAAUAUGAUACUAACAAAUACACAGUAUGAAAGGGAUGUGGAUGACUUUUUGCGUCGCACAACACAUGGUCUCAACUCGAAGCAUCGAAAUCGUGAUGACAGAAGAAGUGAGAGGGACCACGACAGGGGACGAGAACGAGAUCGUGGAAGAGAUCAUGAAAGAGAUAGGGAGCAUCGGAGUGAAAGGGACUAUGAUCGACGGGACCAGGAGAGAGACAGGGAAAGGGAUAGGUCGAGCCGCCAUAACAGAGAAAGACGAUGAUGGGACCAAAGCAUUUUCAUAUAUAUAUAUUCACAUUUCAUUUUGGGUAUUAUUUAUCAUAAAUCAUCAAGUUGACAAAUCAGAUAAAAAUGUUUUGUUAGGCAAGUGAUAUUCUCAAUGUAUUCACAUUCAAUGAUAAGUGCUGGUUAAUUUUUUGCAUUUUUUCUUUAAAGUGGUAAAAAAUUAACCUAUAAUCCAGUUAUACAUUUGUACGUGUCAUUUUCUAAUUAUCAUCCCACAUUAGUUUUGUACUAAAAUAAAAAAAGAUAGUCAAAAGUUGUUGUUUUUUUAUAUAGCAACACCAAAGCAUUAUUUAAAGGAAUUGAGAAUAAAAUUGUUGGUUCCUGAACUUAAGGUCUGAUAUAUUAGUUAUGUUGAGUGUGGUUACAUGUUUGUGUUAUUUUUUAUUUUUUUUAUUAUUUUUUUUUUAACUUUGAGUACUAUAAAUGUAAUGUUUUAUUGAGACAACUUUAUCAAGGAAUCUAUUUGUAGCUGUUUUAUAUUAUGCUUUGUUUUUACAUUCCUUAGAUUAUUUCAGUUAUUGUACAUGAAACUUAGCAUUUUACCGUAUCACUAUUUAAAUAAUAUGAUGCUAACUUUUUGGCAAUUCAAAAUUAUCCAACAUGUUGUACUGAAAUUUUUAAAAAAAUCAAUUUUGCUCCAAAACUGGCUGAAGGAACAUGACAUAAUCUCAGUGUAUGGUUAUUUAGUUUAAAACACAAGUGUAGUCUAUUACAUAUAAAAGAACAAAUAAAUUAUUUGGUUCAUUCAUUAGAUUCUCUUACAAAUGUUUUCAGUUUUAUUGUGUUUCAACCAUGGAUUGUAUAUUGUGUUGAGUUUUUUUAGGAAUUUAUGAUCCAUAUUUUGUUGUCUUCAGUUGCAAAUGGUUUCAUAAAUUGAACACAUAAAGUUGUUGUGGAAGACUCUGAGUGGAUCAGUGUGAAAUUGUUCUCAUUAUAAUAGACUCAGGAAUGCUGUCAUGCAAGAUUGUUUUAUUUUUUGGAUGACAAACUGAUUUAUUGUGUUAGAAAAUACUGUGCGAUACGAGACACCUAGCGUCCAAUGAUUGUGUGAUUGAUUCAAUUCAAAGUUUGAUAUAACAUUUAGUCUUUAUAAAAAUCUUAUGCAUUUACAGGAAGGUUAAACAGUGUUUCUAGUUCCGCUUGUGCAUGUCAGUUUCAGACCACAAUCCUAUUUGGUCUUGUAUUAGAAUUAAAUUAAAUUGUCCUUGGAGAUAAUUUAUAGAAAUAUGACAGAUUAUUUUUAAACUUUUUUUUAUGACAGAGUAUUUACUUAGAGUGAUCUUCACCAGUUUCAUAUUUGACUGGCAUGAAUUUAAGGAUACUGAUUGCUGAGUUUGUGAAUGUGAUAGUCAUGUGGUUAUGUGUGUGUGGUACCACAUUGUUGCAAGAGAAGACGGACAUGGGCAUAGAUUGGGUAUUGUUACAAUGCAUUUGUUUAUAUACAUAUAUAUGUUAUGUGACAUGGAACAUGUAAGGAGCAACAUGUGUUACAUGUUUUUUAUUUUGUAUAAAUGGCAAAAAUAGAAUUAUAAAAAAAAGGUAACAAUAAAAGUCCAUGCAUUUC